This is a messenger RNA of Lentinula edodes (shiitake mushroom), 1713 nucleotides long. RefSeq names its product ATP-utilizing phosphoenolpyruvate carboxykinase. The transcript has 4 exons. The record is from RefSeq and is a predicted model, not a curated record. Gene Ontology annotation, cellular component: cytosol. NCBI's taxonomy places the organism in Eukaryota, Fungi, Basidiomycota, Agaricomycetes, Agaricales, Omphalotaceae. The coding region runs from base 284 to 1495 and encodes 403 amino acids. Gene Ontology annotation, biological process: gluconeogenesis. Gene Ontology annotation, molecular function: ATP binding; phosphoenolpyruvate carboxykinase (ATP) activity.
UGUCAAUAUAAAAUUAGAUGAGCGUAUGUCGUGUGAUCCAAUCGGCCUGUCUUGCCUUUGCGCUAAUUUCUAAUAUGCAUAGAUACCUUUGAAAUCAAUCGUGAACGUGCAAUCGAUUAUCUCAAUACUCGAGAUAAUGUUUACGUCUUCGACGGGUUUGCUGGUGUAAGUUUCGAUGUUUCCUCUGCACCUGCGCACAACGCCCCUAACAUCGUCUUAGUGGGAUCCUAAGUACAGGAUCAAAGUCCGGGUCAUUUGUGCCAGGGCCUAUCAUGCUCUCUUCAUGAACAACAUGCUCAUCCGACCAACGGAAGAGGAACUUGCCAACUUCGGCGAGCCUGACUUCACAAUAUACAAUGCUGGCCAGUUCCCUGCCAAUCGUUUCACGAACGGCAUGUCCUCGACAACAUCCGUGGAGAUCAACUUCAAACGAAUGGAAAUGGUCAUUCUUGGAACAGAAUAUGCUGGAGAAAUGAAGAAGGGUGUCUUCAGUGUCAUGCAUUACCUUCAACCCGUUAAAUUUGGUCAACUGUCUCUCCACUCUUCUGCCAAUGUCGGCAUCAAGGACAAUGAUGUAACCCUCUUCUUUGGUCUCUCUGGAACUGGAAAAACUACUCUCUCCGCCGACCCCAACCGGUUAUUGAUUGGUGACGACGAGCACGUCUGGUCCGAUUCAGGUGUCUUCAACAUCGAAGGAGGUUGUUACGCGAAGUGCAUCAACCUCUCGGCAGAGAAGGAACCUGAAAUCUUCAACGCCAUCCGGUUCGGUUCCAUACUUGAAAAUGUUGUCUACAAUCCUCUAAGCCGCACCCCCGAUUACGACGAUAUAUCGAUUACGGAAAACACUCGUUGCGCAUAUCCUAUCGACUUUAUUCCGAAUGCCAGAAUUCCUUGCGUAGUCGACCGGCAACCCAGCAAUAUUAUUAUGUUGACUUGCGACGCAUUCGGAGUUUUGCCACCUGUAUCAAAGCUUACGCCCGAGCAGGCCAGCUAUCAUUUCUUGGCUGGUUAUACAUCGAAAACCCCUGGAACUGAAGAUGGUGUACUAGAACCGAUCCCUACUUUCUCCACUUGCUACAGUGCCCCAUUCAUCGUCCUUCAUCCGUCUCGCUAUGCAACUAUGCUCGCAGAACGAAUGUCCAAGAACAACGUCGACUGCUGGCUCAUCAACACCGGUUGGACUGGUGGAAAAUAUGGCGUUGGCAAGCGUUGCCCACUCAAGUACACUCGCAAGAUCAUCGAUUCCAUUCAUGAUGGUUCUCUCGCCAAAACUCUUGCAGACGGCAAGCAUGAAAGUUUCGGCACCUUCAACCUCACUAUCCCCACCGAGAUCGAAGGUGUUCCUCGAGAAUUGUUAAACCCGGAGGUUGCUUGGACAGACAAGGAUGCGUAUAACCGAGAGGUCAAGAAGCUUGCCGGCAUGUUUGUAAAGGCGUUCAAGUUGUACGAAACCGAUGUCGAUAGGAAGGUGUUGAAGGCUGGUCCCGCUGUUUAAGGACUUAGAUGCAUACACGUGAUAUCAUUAGUUUAUUGACUCUUCAUGCGAAUGGCUGUAGUUAUAUAACAAACCUUUACAGCUAAUGUAAAAAUCAGGUUUACAGUAAAAACCACAGUCAAUUGAAGGCACCGAGCGGGACAGUCUCCCGCAGUUAUUACAUAAUUCGUGUGAGGUCAUUACAGCUUAAAAGACCUUAGACGGGGUUGUUUUGAAUC